CCGCCUAAACCCCGUCCCACUACCGGUUCCGACGUCGCAGCGACGUCGCUCUACGCCAGGCACCGCCUCUGUCGGAAGUGGGCCACCUCUUAGUCCGUCGUCUGGAGAAAACACCUCACCUGGAACAUGGAUCUUAUCAUUCAGUGUCAGGACCUGAGUGACGCCCAGUGGACGGAGCUCCUGCCCCGAAUCCAGCAGUGCCAGGUGGUCAGGCUGGAUGACUGCGGCCUCACGGAGGCGCGGUGCAAGGACAUCUGCUCGGCCCUCCAGGCCAACCCCUCGCUGACCGAGCUGAGCCUCUGCAGCAACGAGCUGGGUGAUGCCGGGGUGCAGCUCGUGCUCCAGGGCCUGCAGAGCCCCAGCUGCAAGGUCCAGAAGCUCAGCCUCCGGAACUGCUGCCUGACGGACACCGGCUGUGGGGUCCUGCCCGAUGUGCUGUGCUCCCUGUCCACCCUGCGCGAGCUGCAGCUCAGUGACAACGUGCUGGGGGACGCAGGCCUGCGGCUGCUCUGCAAAGGACUCGUGGACCCCCAGUGCCACCUGGAGAGGCUUCAGCUGGAAUACUGCAACCUGACGGCCGCCAGCUGCGAGCCCCUGGCUGCAGCGCUCAGGGCCCAGAGGCACAUCAAGGAGCUUGCAGUGAGCAACAAUGACAUCGGCGAGGCUGGCGUGCGGGCACUGUGUCAGGGCCUGGUGGACUCUGCCUGCCAGCUGGAGACACUCAAGCUGGAGAACUGCGGGCUCACGUCGGCCAGCUGUAAGGACCUGUGUGGCGUCGUGGCCUCCAAGGCCUCACUGCAGGAGCUGGACCUGGGUGACAACAAGCUGGGUGACCAGGGCAUUGCCACACUGUGCCCCGUGCUGCUACACCCCAGCUCCCGGCUCAGGGUCCUCUGGCUCUGGGACUGUGACAUCACCACUGCGGGCUGCAGAGACCUGUGCCAAGUUCUCCGGGCCAAGGAGAGCCUGAAGGAGCUGAGCCUGGCGGGCAACGCGCUGGGGGACGAGGGUGCUCGGCUGUUGUGUGAGAGCCUGCAGGAGCCGGGAUGCCAGCUGCAGUCCCUGUGGGUGAAGUCCUGCAGCUUCACGGCUGCGUGCUGCCCCCACUUCAGCACGAUGCUGACCCAAAACAAGCACCUCGCGGAGCUGCAGAUGAGCGACAACAAGCUGGGGGACUCCGGUGUCCAGGAGCUCUGCCAGGGCCUGAGCCAGCCCAGCGCCACGCUGCGGGUGCUCUGGCUGGGGGACUGUGAUGUGGCCAACAGCGGCUGCACCAGCCUGGCCGCGCUCCUGGCGGCUGGCCGCAGCCUGCGGGAGCUGGACCUCAGCAACAACUGCAUGGACGACCUGGGCAUCCGGCGGCUGAUGGAGAGCCUGGAGCGGCCUGAUUGUGCGCUGGAGCAGCUGGUCCUGUAUGACAUCUACUGGACGCAGCAGACCGAGGACGCCCUCAGGGCCCUGACAGAACGCAGGCCAGGCCUGCGGAUUAUCUCCUGAGAGGCCCAGGGCACCUCCUCCCUCCAGGCUUCCGGGCUGAGAAUGAAGACGCUGUUCCCAUCAACGGACUUCUGCAGGAGAGUUUGAGACGCUUUAUUAAAGCACUUUUUUUGGCAGGA
Molecule: messenger RNA, 1616 nt
Organism: Suricata suricatta (meerkat)
Lineage: Eukaryota; Metazoa; Chordata; Mammalia; Carnivora; Herpestidae
Gene: RNH1
Product: ribonuclease/angiogenin inhibitor 1
Exons: 10
Coding region: 127-1497 (456 amino acids)
Biological process (GO): positive regulation of inflammatory response
Cellular component (GO): cytoplasm
Molecular function (GO): protein binding
Source: RefSeq, a predicted model, not a curated record